AUGAGUGUAGCACAGCGUCCCCCGACGAGGCCACUCAUCGUCAGCGCCGGGUCUUCAUCGCGUGCAGGCUCGCCGCAGUUGAACAGUGGAUCUUCGACCCAGGUACCCGGCGUGGGCAUCUCAACGGGCAGGAAGGGCCGUCGAUAUGCUUGCCAGUGCCUCAAUGUCGAGAUGUUGCUGGACGAGGGCGGCGGUCAGGAGACACUGCAUUCGCCUCUUCACGCAUCUGCGACCCAAAGAGGGUUGGGCAAGCGGAAAGGUCACCAUCGUGCAAUGAUGGUACAGCAUCCACGCUUGAUCCAAUCUACCUUCAUGCCUGCUGUACGAUCUGAGGAGGACACGACGAUGCCAGCGCAUACUAUCGACAGGCCGAAUAUGAUCCUUUUGCGCUGUCUCAACUGUGGCACACGACUCGCGACCUAUCAACAGCCAAGCUUGUCAUCGUCCAGACAGCAGCAUCACGCUCCAGACUCGCUCGUGUUGCCCGCCGAAGGGAUGUACUGUCAUCUGGACGAAUCUCUGCUCACGGAGGAUGAAAUUGAUGCUGCUACCGAGGAUCCGAGCUACUCACCCUGCUUCAGGGUCAGGCUCAACACGCCUCACGCUCCCUCGCCCGCCUAUGUCGACAUGAUCAGCCCUCCCACUUCACUGCCACCUUCAACUGCUUCAACGCCCAGCAGAGCCAUCUCACCCAAAGGCUCGCCCCGUAUAAGAGCAAGGCCGACUGGUUCGCGGACAGACUCGUCUGGUUUGCACUCUGUGCCCAAUCCGCCGAUUCUUUCCCUUGGUCCGGCCUCGACCCUUGCAGAUCACAGAUCGCCUGCGAUCACUCCCAGCGGUCUCGGGACGCGCAGACGAUCUUCGCUGACUGCAACAUCCGGCAACAGUGCUGCUCAGACGGAUGAGAGCACCAUACGCGACACCGUACGCGAGUCCGUGCGUGCCCACAAGCAGCACACCGAGCGAAAGAUCGCGCAAUUGCGAAAAGAGCAUGACGACUUUAGCAGGCGGUUAGACCAGCAAGCAGAUCUCCUCGAACGAAGAGCAGGUAUCUCGAAAGGCGGGUUUGGCUCAGAUGCGCCAGUGGCACACGAUUCGCCGUUGAUGGCUCCCGAUCCGAGUGAGUCGAUGCCAUUUGCCAGACGACGCUCGUCGGACGGUCCUGCCAAUCUCAUGGACGCCCCGGCCAUUGCGAUGCUGCAUAGAGCCACAAGCGCGAAUGCGUCAAAUCUACCAACGCCUUCUCCGCUCUUCUCGCCCCCAAUGAGCGACGAGGCUGUUCGUUUGCAAGAAGCAGUCACUGCCACUACGCCUCUGAAUGCAUUGACGCCCUCUUCCGCAAGUCAUACGCAGACAUCGAUCCUGCAUUCUCACAGCGGUCACGCACGCUCGGGCUCGUCUUCUUCGAUCCCGUCUCGACCGCCUUUCCUGAGCUCGUCAUCUUCCGGCUUUUUACGCCUCAACGGGCCUUCGCCACCGGCCGAGGUAGAAAUACCCGACAUUGCACUAUCGCCUCGAUCAGCAGAGGCGGCGCUCGAGGACGAGAAAGAGUCACGCCAUGUCAAAUUCGUCGAGCCUGAUCGUCUGUCAAUGGCGGCCACCCGAUCGCGAUCUGCCGAAGGACGCAAAACUGUCACACUCGCCUCCUUGUCGCCCCGAGGACCGCUAAGCGAUCUACCGCCUACUGACGAAGACGACUAUGAUGAGGACGAGGAACACGAAGGGACAGGCGUAUUUGAGAUGGACGAAGAGCUCGACGAAGAUGAAGAUGAGCAAGACGAGAACGAGGGCCUCGAGGAGGAUGCGGACGAAUUGGGCUCGACCUCCGAGGAGGACCCCAAGACGCCCGGCACGCCAUCACCGCCCACGACUACAGCUUCGAUUGACGAUGUACCUGCGUCGAGCAUGUCUGCCAGUGUUUCCGAAAUGGCGCACGAUCACCCAGGUGCAAGGAUGGAUGCAGCCGAGCGAUUGGAGCAAGAGAGGCGGCUACGCGAGCUGCUCGGUACGGACACACCCAGUCAUCGAUCUUCGCGCAGAUGGCGCAAAGGCGGCAAACGCGAUAUGGUCAUGAGAGCUGCUUUUGCCGAUUUGAGGGACGAAGAGCCAAGCGAUUCGCUAGAAGAGGACCUGAGUAGUAGCUAUGGCUUUGCCACCUCGCUGCCAAUUGCGAUAAGUCUGCCUAGUCUGGCAGGUCCUUCGCCACCACGCGAUUGGCAAUACGAGCGCAAGACUUCAGUUCCUCAGCACGAGAGUAUGCUCGUGCCGCCCCUGAGGGGCAGAGCUGCUACAAGCGGAGCCGCUGCACAAUCUCAGCUUGCGACCGUUGUCGAGAGCAUGCCACCAACGCCCACUGUCGAGUCCAGGCAGAUCAGUUUCGCAGCGGUUGCACCAAUCGCGAAUCAACGACGCAACGUCGGCGUGUCGAGCUUGAGCGCAUCGCUCGCUAAUCCACCCACGAUGCAACGUCGACCUCCCGCUCAGGAAGUGCUGCAGACGAUGGAGAAAGAUGCCGAGCGACUUCCUUCCGUUGCUGCAAACCCGCACCGCGUGGUCAGCAAUGGCUUUGUGCCACCGCAUUUGAUGAGCAAGAUCGCGUCGAGGGACGAGGACUUGCUCUCGACUAGCAUUCACGACUAG
Messenger RNA from Mixia osmundae IAM 14324, 2640 nucleotides. RefSeq lists its product as uncharacterized. The transcript is spliced from 3 exons. Lineage: Eukaryota; Fungi; Basidiomycota; Mixiomycetes; Mixiales; Mixiaceae. The record is from RefSeq and is a predicted model, not a curated record. The coding region runs from base 1 to 2640 and encodes 879 amino acids.